Molecule: messenger RNA, 825 nt
Organism: Dromaius novaehollandiae (emu)
Lineage: Eukaryota; Metazoa; Chordata; Aves; Casuariiformes; Dromaiidae
Product: C-C motif chemokine 3-like
Exons: 3
Coding region: 264-539 (91 amino acids)
Biological process (GO): immune response; eosinophil chemotaxis
Cellular component (GO): extracellular region
Molecular function (GO): chemokine activity
Source: RefSeq, a predicted model, not a curated record
GCAAACGGAAUCUGAAAGUGGCGGAGCCGGGGCUGGCGCUUCCCCUUCUGCGGCUUCCUUCUGUUGUCCACCUCAGCAAAACGGGGCUCAUCCUGAUCUAAUUUCCCCAGUAUGAUGUGCUCAUCUUCUUUCUUUGAAACCCUGCGCCCCGCCCAGCGCUCCGGCUAUAAGAGGGGAGCAGCGGCCCGGGGCCCAGCAUCGGGCAGGAGAGCAGCUUGGCAGCACCGGUGCCGCUCCUGCAAGCCCUCAGCCCCAGCAGCACCAUGAAGGUCUUGGUGGCCGCCCUGGCUGCUCUCCUGCUCGCUGCCCUCUGCUCCCCGGCGCAGGCCCAUCUCGACGGCGUCCCCACGUCCUGCUGCUUCAGCUACCAGCUCCGGCCCAUCCCGCGGGGCCUCAUCGCCUCCGCCUACGUCACCAGCAGCAACUGCACCCGGCCGGGAGUGAUCUUCGUCACCAAGAAGCAGCGGGAGGUCUGCGCCGACCCCCAGGCCGCCUGGGUCCAGGCGCACCUCAGGCACUUCCAGGCCAAGCAGAACUGACCUGGCCCGGACGGCAUCCCGGGGCGGCCGCCGGCCCCCGCCACGGCACGGCCGCUGCCCGCCCGGCCCUGCGCUCGCCAUGGACCCCUUGCGCUGUGUCUUCUGGAGUGGAGCACUGUAUUCUAUUUAAGUUAUUUGUGGUUAACUUAAGUUAAAUAUUUUUGCUAAAAAAACAGAAAAGGGAAAAUGCAAAAAGAAGUUCAAUAAUUUAAGUAAUUUAUAAUGUCUGCUGGUGAGGAUCCAGGUGGCUGGUUCUACUGCCUCAAUAAAGUGUUUGGAUUAGAAA